This is a messenger RNA of Egretta garzetta (little egret), 1269 nucleotides long. RefSeq names its product fumarylacetoacetate hydrolase domain containing 1 (gene FAHD1). Gene Ontology annotation, cellular component: mitochondrion. NCBI's taxonomy places the organism in Eukaryota, Metazoa, Chordata, Aves, Pelecaniformes, Ardeidae. The transcript has a single exon. The coding region runs from base 64 to 735 and encodes 223 amino acids. Gene Ontology annotation, molecular function: acetylpyruvate hydrolase activity. The record is from RefSeq and is a predicted model, not a curated record.
AGGGCCCGGCAAGGACGGCCCAAGGGCGCCCGCGGGCCGCGGGGAAGGAGACCCGCCGCGGCCAUGCCCUCCUCCAAACCCCUGUCCCGCUUCUGGGAGUGGGGCAAGAACAUCGUCUGCGUGGGGCGCAACUACGCCGAGCACGCCAAGGAGAUGGGGAGCGCGCUGCCCCGGGAGCCCCUCUUCUUCCUGAAGCCCUCCUCGGCCUACGUGCGCGAAGGCUCGCCCAUCCUGCGGCCCUACUACUGCACCAACCUGCACCACGAAGUGGAGCUGGGAGUGGUGAUCGGGAAGAGAGCCCGGGCCGUGUCCCAGGAGGCCGCCAUGGAGCACGUAGCAGGCUAUGCCCUGUGCUUGGACAUGACGGCCAGGGACACGCAGGAGGAGUGCAAGAAGAAGGGUCUGCCCUGGACCUUGGCCAAGGGCUUCAGUUCGUCGUGCCCGGUCAGUGACUUUGUGCCAAAGGAGAAGAUCCCAGACCCACACAAACUGAAUAUCUGGCUCAAGGUGAAUGGAAAGCUGAGGCAGGAGGGGGAGACUUCCUCGAUGAUCUUCUCCAUCCCUUAUCUGAUCAGCUACAUCAGCGAAAUAUUCACCCUAGAAGAAGGGGACUUGAUUCUGACGGGGUCUCCCGAAGGAGUUGGGUCAGUGCAGGCCAACGAUGAGAUAGAGGCUGGGAUAAGCGAGGUCCUCUCCAUGCGGUUCAAGGUGGCACAGCAAACGCGGGGAUCCUAAUCAGGAGCUGGGCUGGGACCCUGUCCCAAGAAAAGAAAGGCUCUUUUGGGAACAUCUGAUGAAUGAAGAGGCACACAAGCUGUCCUGUACAUUAAACACUUACAUGGCCCAGGCAUCUAGUGGACUGUCACACGUCAAAGACAUGUAACCCGUGAGCUCAGGAGGCAUUUGAGUGAAACGGCGCCGUUUCUGUGGAGGCUUCAGCCUCCUCUGAGGCUGUGAACCCCACCCCAGCUUGAAGCAGAUGGUCGAUGCCCAAACCGUCCCUUGGAACUGUUGACAGAGACAGCGUGCCGGGCAGCUGGGGUGGCUGUCACUGCUGAUGUGCUCUUCUGUUCUACUGAUGGGUUGAGCCUUGCCUUGAAAUAAAAAUCAUAAAUUAAACCAUUAAAAUGGUGAUGUAGGAGCUAAAGCUCACCCAUGCUAUGUAAAAUCAAAGAUGUGUGUGUAACGAUAAAUCAAGAAUUACAGCUUCAGAAAGAAUUUCUCUCCUUGGGGUAUUCUACAAUAAAAAGAUGUUUGUUUCUUAGAUUA